AGUAGUAGUAGUAGUAGUAGUAGUAGUAGUAGUAGUAGUGGUAGUAGUAGUGGUAGUAGUAGCAGUAGUAGUAGUAGCAGUAGUAGUAGUAAUAGCAGCAGCAGCAGUAGUAGCAGUAGCAGUAGCAGUAGUAGUAGUAGCAGUAGCAGUAGUAGUAGUAGUAGUAGUAGUAGUAGUAGUAGUAAUAGUAGUGGUAGUAGUAGUAGUAGUAGUAGUAGUAGUAGUAGUAGUAGUAGUAGUAGUAGUGGUAGUAGUAGUGGUAGUAGUAGCAGUAGUAGUAGUAGUAGUAGUAGUAGUAGUAGUAGUAGUAGUAGUAAUAGUAGUGGUAGUAGUAGUAGUAGUAGUAGUAGUAGUAGUAGUAGUAGUAGUAGUAGUAGUAGUGGUAGUAGUAGUGGUAGUAGUAGCAGUAGUAGUAGUAGUAGUAGUAGUAAUAGCAGCAGCAGGAGUAGUAGCAGUAGUAGUAGUAGUAGUAGUAGUAGUAGUAGUAGUAGUAGUAGUAGCAGCAGCAGUAGUAGUGGUGGUAGUAGUAAUAGCAGCAGCAGCAGUAGUAGUAGUAAUAGCAGCAGUAGUAGCAGCAGUAAAAUCAGCAGCGGGAGUACUAGCAGCAGCAGCAGAAGCAGUAGUAGUAGUAGUAGUAGUAGUAGUAGUAACAGCAGCAGCAGUAGUAGUAGUAACAGCAGCAGCAGUAGUAGUAGUAGUAAUAGCAGCAGCAGUAGUAGUAGUAAUAGC
Molecule: messenger RNA, 729 nt
Organism: Pseudophryne corroboree (corroboree frog)
Lineage: Eukaryota; Metazoa; Chordata; Amphibia; Anura; Myobatrachidae
Exons: 1
Source: RefSeq, a predicted model, not a curated record